Molecule: messenger RNA, 3480 nt
Organism: Cladophialophora yegresii CBS 114405
Lineage: Eukaryota; Fungi; Ascomycota; Eurotiomycetes; Chaetothyriales; Herpotrichiellaceae
Exons: 2
Coding region: 1-3480 (1159 amino acids)
Biological process (GO): protein autophosphorylation; phosphorelay signal transduction system
Molecular function (GO): histidine phosphotransfer kinase activity; phosphorelay sensor kinase activity
Source: RefSeq, a predicted model, not a curated record
AUGCGGAUCUCGAUACGGGAGCAGCUUGGGCUGCUUGUCCUCUUUUGUUCGCUUAUGUCUCUUAUGGUGUUGGCCCUGGCUGUCUGGUUUCAAAAUUACAGCUUCAUCACGAACAUUAGACUGUCCGGCUUAUCUCUGGCGGCGUCUCUGAAAUCGGCACAAAUCUCGAGUGCCUUGCUAUUACUCGAUUCGCAGUCGAGACUAAUCAGCACGCGACUUUUGAUACAAAGUGCAUUGGGAAGAUACAACUCUGGGAACACAAGCAAUGAGAACUGGUCGCGGUCUGUCAGUGACUUUCAGGGCGCCCUUGCCAACGGCAGCACCCUUGUUCAGGCCAUUCUGUACCCCAACGCAUUUGAUGGCAACCAGACUGCAGUUGACGGCUUGCUCAAUGUCACGGCGAGUGGCUUGAACGGAACCAUCAAGCUGCCCUACAACUACCCAAACGGUUCAGCGGUGUAUUUGGGGGAUCCUGGCUGGGGAUAUCCGCCAUCACUGUAUCCUAACUUGACAUAUGGCUCUCCAAAGCCGGGAACCAACUUCUCCACCAUUUACUACCAGGGUCGAAUCGUCGAUCCCGACGACACGCUGUUUCUGGGGCCCCUAGUCAUCAACGAGACCUACUCUCUCUUGUCAUUGACGGUGCCGCUGAUCAACAACACGUCUCGCUCAGAUGUACUUGGUUGGAUGACUGUGGUCGCCAACACCGAUCUGAUCUUCGCCAUUCAGCAGUCACCUGAGGGAUUGGACAAGACCGGAGAGACCUUGGUAAUAGGACCAGCCACGCCGAAUAAUCAUUUUGAUCAGCAAAUCCGUGGCUCCAGCAAGGAAUAUGCCGCGGAACAAAACGUCAGGUUUAUCUUGCCGCCCGCAAGCAACGCAACUCUAUCUAAUCGUCACCAAGCACGGAGUGGCAUCAACAAUUCCUCCGAUCCAUUCCGCAUGUCACAGUACCCGGCCGUCGUAUCAGCCUGGACCAAACAAAACAAGGCGAUCAACAAUGCAGGUGCAUACAUUUCUACGCGCAACGAGGAUGGAACCAAAGUCUCUGCUGGGUACGCAACGCUGUCCACAAGAUAUCUUGACUGGAUCGUGGUGGUAGAACAGUCACACCAUGAAGUCGUGGAGCCUAUCCUUCACCUGCGUGAUGUUGUUCUGAUCUGUGUCUUCUCCGUGACGGGCCUCCUUCUCCUCGUCAUGUUCCCCAUGGCUCACUAUUCUAUCACCCCAAUCCGCCAGCUAGCCGCAGCCACAGCUAAAACCGUGGAGCCCUACCAGCCAGAUGAUAACAGCGAGUAUUCGAGCACUUUGGGUCAGCGAGAGGCAGAACAGGAAGACAAUCUGGGCGCAGAUGAACGAGAAGUCGCGCGGAAGGAAGGCUUUCUUGGUGUGCUCACCAGGAUCACAAAGUCCAGGCAAUCGGAACGGUCGAACACUCCACGGCGGCGCAGAACGUUCAGGAUACCGCGGAAAGUUCCGGAACGCAAGCAUUUUAUCACCGAUGAACUGACUGAGCUUACGCGAACGUUCAACGAAAUGUCUGACGAAUUGACGAUGCAAUAUGAACGCCUCGAAGAAAGAGUCAGGGAACGCACAGCGGAGCUCGAGAAGAGCAAGAAAGCUGCCGAAGCCGCUAAUCAGAGCAAGACCCUUUUCAUUGCUAACAUAUCGCACGAAUUGAAAACACCGCUCAACGGUAUCCUGGGCCUCACGACCGUCUGCAUGAACGAAGAUGAUUUGGGACGGAUACGCUCGACCCUCAACACCAUUUACAAGUCGGGGGAUCUGCUGCUUCAUUUGUUGACGGACCUGCUAACUUUCAGCAAAAAUGAGGUCGGCCAACAGCUUUCGAUCGACGAAGCUGAAUUCAGGUUGAGUGAUCUGAGCACCCAGCUAAUACCAACGUUUGAGAAACAAGCCAGAGAGGCGCAGGUGGAUCUCAAGGUGCUUUUCCUCGGCACAAAUGACGCCUUUGGGGACUCGUCGGACGCUUCAGGCGAGAAGCUAUAUGGGCCUGUUGGAACAGGUCGUGUUCGAGACAUGUGUUUAUGGGGCGACAAGAAUCGAAUCCUGCAAGUCUUGAUGAACUUCGUCAGCAACAGUUUGAAGUUCACACCAGCACAUGGCUCGGUUACUGUUCGAGUGCGAUGCACGGGGCUCGUCGAAAACAUUCCGAGUCGAGCCGGCAGCGCACGGAAAUCGUCACUGGCUUCCCGGAAGUCCAAAUCGUCCAGUAACAAGCGCGUGCGGAUGUCGAAUGGCUCCCUGGUCGCUCCCGAAACCGGAGAACACGAGAAGAAUCACUCCAACUCUAAUUCUGGCGAGGACUCGAAACUUAGCAUUACCGUGGCUGGUGGUACUACUCACAUCUCCAAGGUCGCUGAGAGGCAGAGGUCGAUGUCACCACCUCCCGUGAACACAAAAGAUUUGAGCUUUGAAUUCGAAGUUGACGAUACCGGGCCUGGCAUUCCGCCCGAACAACAGAAAAUGAUCUUCGAGCCCUUCGUACAGGGCGACCUAGGUCUCAGCAAGAAAUAUGGAGGGACUGGACUUGGCUUGAGUAUCUGUGCUCAACUAGCAGCGCUGAUGGGGGGCGAUAUCUCUCUUGACAGUAAAGUCGGUGUCGGCAGCAAGUUCACUAUGCGCAUUCCUCUACGCUAUGUCGCCGAACGGUCACCGUCAAUGGCAUCCUCAAUGCACAGAUCGCUCUCGAAGGCUAGCAGCCUGGUCGGGCAGCCCUUACAUGACUCACCGCCUGAAUCAACGAUGCACAACCAUACCGGCUCCACGACAUCUCUGCCGUCUACCCGGGACGACCAACCCAAACUGGCGGACGUACCACGGAUCGUUGGCUUCACUCAGCCUUACGUCGCCAAGGAGACGAAAAGCACCAAUUCGCCCGAAGCCAAGCUCAAUGAGAUGAAGAAAGUAGAAAACGAGGCUGCUCAGAAGGGUCGAAAGGUCCGUGUGCUUGUCGCCGAAGACAACCAGAUCAACCAGGAAGUGGUGCUGCGUAUGUUGAGGCUAGAAGACGUCUAUGACGUUACCAUUGCCAAAGACGGACAAGAAGCAUUCGACAAAGUUCGAGAAUCCAUGGUGAGCGGACAAAGAUUCGAUCUGGUGUUCAUGGAUGUGCAGAUGCCAAAUCUUGACGGCAUUCAAUCAACCAAGCUCAUUCGAGAGAUGGGAUUUACAUCGCCUAUCGUUGCACUUACGGCAUUCGCCGAGAAGUCCAAUGAGGACGAGUGUAUGGCUUCCGGCAUGGAUUACUUUCUGGCCAAGCCGAUCCGACGACCGGCGCUCAAACAAGUCCUGAAGAAGUAUUGCGCUACGAUUCCGGAAGAAGAAAAUGAAGGCAGCUCAACUGCUGUGACUCGCCUGGGACAAAAUCAGGAACCGCACUUGAACAAUGGUCAACUGCCACGGAGACGACCUGAUACUGGAAUUGUAGACACUGACGAUGUCUCGCCUCUAUCAUAA